This is a messenger RNA of Cetraspora pellucida, 304 nucleotides long. The record is from the annotation of a GenBank genome assembly. NCBI's taxonomy places the organism in Eukaryota, Fungi, Glomeromycota, Glomeromycetes, Diversisporales, Gigasporaceae.
AUGUCAUGGAAGCAUAUGGAUUUGUCAAAAUAUAUGAUAGCUGGUGCAACAUUCUGUGGACCAAUAGCAAUGAUUUGUGACGAUAAAAAAGUUUCAAUGUUGCAAAAGCAACAACCAGUUAAACCCACUAUUUAUAUUUAUACGUCAGCCGGCAAAUUAAUGGGACAACUAGAAUGGGACAAAGGCUGCAUUAUUAAAAUGGGUUGGACCGAUGCUGAACAAUUAGUUGUUGUCAUGGAAGAUGGUUAUAUUAGAUUGUAUGAUAUUCAUGGUGAUUUUACUCAAUUUUCUCUUGGCAAAGUGA